UGGCGUAUUCAAGGCCGAGCCACAUUACUAUCUGACACUCGGGGAACGCCUCGCGGUUACUGUUCCGUGCCUGUAAGGGACGCCAAAAUGCCAUAGCUCCAUUUUGCGUCUAGCUCACGGAAAACUUCUUUAAUUUCUUUAUUUCCGUCACCUUCCUGACAAUCAACAGAUCCAGAGCCUGAUCAUUUAAAUUCCCACUCGCUUGCAUCUCUUCCUGAUUUUUAAAGUUGCUGCGAAACACAUUCAUGAUCGAACUAUCCCCCCCCCCUUGCCAACCCCAUCCUCACACAUCAUGUCUCUGACCUUUGCCGUGGUCAAAGACGCAAUACCUUUCUGGUGGACCUGUGCUGCUCUCAUCCUCGCCUUCUUCAUCUUUCGUCUGUUCACUGUCCCAGCUCACCUCCGUCAUCUCCCUUGCGUUCCCGUACUUCCUCUCCUUAUCAGUUAUCUUUCCGGUGAAGUCGAAGAUGUACGUAUCAAGCGUCACAUCCUUCCCUUUGCAAACCAACGUGGCGAAGGCAUCGUCCUUGUUUGGGCGCUUGGCAGAUGGAUGAUUCACAUCCUGGACCAGAAGCUCGCCGUACAAAUGAGUGAAAACCUUACUCUCUACCCGAAAGAGACACCUCCCGAUGGUCUUCUUUUGUGGCGAUUCAUUGGGGGCUCCAACGUCCUGAUGACAAAUGGUGAUAUCUGGAAGAAACAUUCGAGGCUUAUUCGCGAUGCUUUCAGCUUAUCGAUCCCAGUUGACCAGUUCACAUCUCUUGCCAAGAACCUUUUCACGGUUAUCAACCCACCCUCAUCGUCGACCGAUACUCAUACCGUGUGCUGGUCCGAACUCGCUCAGCACUACGCCCUUGAUGCUGUAGGAUCAUCAGUACUUGGUCACGACUUCGAUGCCAUCCGAUCCGAGUCCGUCUUUGUCAAGGAAUAUAACGGGGUUAUGCACGACAUCGCCAACCCACUGUAUCUUAUCGCACCAUUCCUUGAGCGAAUCUUCCCUCGCAAGAAGGUUAUAGAUCGCAUGGAUAGCCUUGUAAAUAGAUUCAAGAAACUGCUAUUGGACAAGCGCACAGACCCUGGUGAUGAUAUGAUGACCUUCAUGUUGAAGGACCCUGAAAUGUCGGAUACAGAGCUUCGCGACAAUAUUGUCGUCCUCUUCAUUGCAGGUCACGAUACUUCGGCUGGAGGUCUUUCUACUCUUAUCUACUUUUUGGCUGUCCAUCCUGAAAUCCAGGAGGCUGCUCGCGCUGAAGUCCUUCGCAUCCUCGGCCCAACCGCCGACCCUACACUCGCUUCUCUUUCUGCUCAAUCUUUACCCUACCUUAACGCUUGCGUGCGUGAGUCUCUACGUAUCAACACACCCAUUUCCUAUAUCGUUCCUCGCACCACCGUCACUGGGGUUUCCCUUGGCAAAUACUACAUCCCGCCGAAAGCUUCUCUCAUCUAUAACAUCUACGCCGUCCACCACAACGACGGCACAUGGGGUGAUCCCAACGUUUUCCGACCCGCUCGUUUCCUCGAGGCAGAGGACAAAUCAACAAUCACUACAGUACUCAAGGAUUCUUGGGUACCGUUCGCUACCGGUCCUCGUCAAUGUCCCGCUCGUAAUUUUGCCAUCUACGAACAACGCGCGCUAGUUGUUAUGUUGUUGAGGGAAUAUACGUGGACGUUGCCGGAGGAUUCGAUACACAAGGAUGGAUUGAAGAAUGCUUUUUCGCCUUUUGCGUUGACAUUACCCUACGAUCUCAAUAUCACUUUCACCAAGCGGAAGGAUUGAUGUACCAUGAUGCUAUGUGGAUGUUCGGUGGGGCCCCCUUCUCAGACAAUCGAGUCACCUGAUAUAUUAACAAUGAAUGUGAUGAAUUUGUGACAACUUGUUGAAUGAUACAUUUGGUAUAAUCAAAUGCACUGAUAUGAUUAACUAACUUGUAAUGAUACUUGUCGGAAUGUAUCUUUACACGUUGUUGCUGGUGCAACAACUAACCUUUUUCUUUUUUCUUUUUUCUAUUAUGUACUAGUAACUUUGGAUAUGUAAAUAGUAUUAUUGUAUGUGAACAAUCGAAUCUUUUCACGAUUUUCAACGUAUCAUAGAUGAAUAAGUUAUUGUCGCAAAACUUGUGGCCGAAGCACAGGGGUCCGCAACAGAGCUACAUGCAUGAUGCAUGGAAGCGAAGUAUGAUUCCUAUAAAAUCACUCGCCUUGUCCCUGUAACGACAGUCGUCUGGUAUAUACUAGUGUCCGUAAUUUUGUGGAUAAACCACCUCCCAACUGUUAACCGCGCUCAGACUCAAAAAGUGAGGGGAUGAGCCGCUUAAACAGCAGUAUUGUUCAGCUGGGCUUCCUUAUCACGCUUCUUCUGUUCCUUUCUCUCUCUCUUCAGCCUCUCUGCCUCGGUUUCGUCAAUAGCACGCCAGUCCCCGAACAUGCCAGUGUUGAAUAUUUCCUUGAGAUUCAAUCCCAGAACUAACGCAAGAGCCACCCAUUCGUUCAGCAUGUGGAAGACGUAGAACUCUGCUUUCUCGGCAGGAGUGUUGAGAGACCCCUGGGACGUAGAUGUUAAUGAGGUCGUAGUGUUGUACAUGACUGCAAGGCGGUAUAUGGCAGAUGAACACAUGAGAGCACACAAUAAAAGGAGUAGCGAGGCAGGUCCUGACCUCACUCUUGGGAUCGUUGUCAUAGCCCAUACAAUUAUCGCGACAGUGAAAAGGGUGGCAAUUAAGCCGACUGCACUGCUUGCAUAUCUUAUUUGCGAAACACUUGCAUUGUUUAAUACUCCGUUAUAAUGCGCAUUCCC
Messenger RNA from Serpula lacrymans var. lacrymans S7.9, 2794 nucleotides. RefSeq lists its product as uncharacterized. NCBI's taxonomy places the organism in Eukaryota, Fungi, Basidiomycota, Agaricomycetes, Boletales, Serpulaceae. The coding region runs from base 293 to 1777 and encodes 494 amino acids. Gene Ontology annotation, molecular function: iron ion binding; heme binding; oxidoreductase activity, acting on paired donors, with incorporation or reduction of molecular oxygen. The transcript is spliced from 5 exons. The record is from RefSeq and is a predicted model, not a curated record.